GGGCCACACCUCCGUUCAAAUACAGUGACGCUGCAAGACAAGAGCAUAAGACUUAAUCUCUCAGGACAGAGCAGAACUGUAAGGAACAGACCAAAGGAGCAAAAUACAGUAACUGAAGAGGAUACAGGAUAUUUAAGCGUUCAUGGCAGAGAUUUACAGCGGUGGCCAGCUUCAAAACUUCCUUGAUGGCUAUGACGUCCACAGGAGCAAUUGGAUGCGCUAUGUCAACCCAGCCCGUUCUAUGGCUGAACAGAACCUGGUGGCUUGCCAGAACGGCCGAGACAUCUACUUCUACACCAUCCGGCCUGUGGAGCCCAAACAGGAGCUGCUGGUCUGGUACAGCCAGGAGUUCGCCCAGAGGCUCUGCAGCCAACAGGAUGACAUCAAACAGAAAUACAGUGCUGAUGAAGACCCAGAGUACACCAAGCACCUACUUCAGCAAACAUGGCUUAAAGAAAGGACAAAGGAAGAGGUGAAAGAAGAGAGGGAUGAAGAAGGAGAGGAGAAGAUCGACGUGGAGAUGUUGGAGAGGGACACACCGCCUGACACGCCUGACGAGCAGAUUAUGGACUUCAGCAAAAAGGUUGAGGAGGAGGAGAGAAGCGACAGGGAUCCAAAGGAGCGAGGGAUCAUUCCCUCCCCUCAGCCUGAACACAGAGUGCCCAACCUCAGCUUAGGUCACCCGUACUUGCCGGAUCACCACCCCGCACUCCCAACUCCACACAGAAAUCUCCCACUUCAUCUCCACGGCCUCUACGGGCACAGGGAGGGGCUGGUGUCAUCUUAUCCGCUUUACCCCCAGUCCAGACCGCUCCAGCCCCCUUACCAGCUUCUCCCCCCCUACAGUCCACACUAUCCUCGCCUCCUCCUCCCCUCCUAUUCCCCUCCCUUUCCUGGGAUGCUUCCCUCAAGAGGAUCCCUCCGAUACAGCAACUAUCUGGGCACAGAUGGACUCCCGUACCCUCCUAUCAGCUCACCCAGUCUCCUUCCAGUGUCCCUCCCUUACCCUCCAUCUCCACAGGGAGGUCUGAAGGAACUAACACCAAACGUGUCCCCACCACGAGGUGCCCCAGCCACCCCAGAGCUCUCCCCUCUCCCUAAGCCCAGCAGCCAGCAUCAGCCCCCUGAGCAGGCUCCCUCUGGCUGCGAGGAGGCCAUGAACCUAAGCCUGACUGCAACCAAAAGCAACACAGCACCACGCAACGGGCCUGGCCACAAAUCCCUGCCCUACCCACUGAAGAAGCAGAAUGGAAAGAUCAAGUACGAAUGUAACAUCUGCUCAAAGACUUUUGGACAGCUGUCAAAUCUCAAGGUCCAUCUCCGAGUGCACAGUGGUGAGAGACCAUUCCAGUGUAACUUAUGUAAAAAGAGCUUCACUCAGCUGGCCCACCUCCAGAAACACCACCUGGUCCACACGGGGGAGAAACCACAUGAAUGUCAGGUAUGUCACAAGCGCUUUAGCAGCACCAGCAACUUGAAGACACACCUGCGACUCCACUCUGGGGAAAAACCUUACCAGUGCAAGCUGUGCAGCACCAAGUUCACCCAAUACAUCCACCUCAAACUGCACCGCCGCCUCCACAGCAGCCGCGACCGCCCUUACCACUGCCAGCUCUGCUCCCAAGCCUUCUUCCACCGCUUCUCGCUGCGCAUCCACCAGCGCAGCUGCUGUCUAGCUAAUUCCAACACCCCUGUCAACGUGCACAUGAAAGAGAUGGUGGAGCGGUUUGACGCAAGCCAGGAGGCCGACACGCUCACAGAAACGGCAUCUGCACCGCAGGUAGAGGAAGCCGUCGAGCAUUGGUUGGCUCGUACCUUGGAGGGCGAGGGGAAGGAGGAUCAGAAGGAGGCCACCAUACUCCUGAAAGCUCUGACAGCGGCUAUUAAUGCACCUGCAAUGCCCAUGGCCCAAUCAGUUGUACCUGCAUCACAUCAGAGUCCUCCACUGGCCUAUCAGGAGAGGGCCAGUGUUGUUCAUCUCCACAAACGGCCAACAGUGAAGACAGAAGGACAAUGAGAAGGAACCCCAAGAGCAGAAAAUAUAAAGAUGGACAUACAGCAUAUCAUCAACAAAGAAAACUGAUGUCGCCAAAUAAAACUCCCUGUCCCUCAUGGAGAAAACAGGGAAUAUGUACUUUCAUAAUCCACUGAGCACAACACCAAAAGAAGAGCAUUCCAAAGACUGGGCGAGGGUAUUCAGUGAUUGUACUUCCUCCCAAAAUUCAGUUUAGAAAAUUAGAAGAGGGAGGCAUAAGCUGUGAAAUAUUUAAAACUCUUUUCACUCAGGUAGAGAAAUGUUUGCUUUCUGUGCUUUAACUUAUUCCUUUUUUUAUUUGAGUCAUUUAUAUUUAUUUAGUUUGAACAUAGUUUGUUUUUACUGUUAGUGUUUUUUUCUAUGUUGACAUUUCCAAGGAGAUUUGAUCUCUUAGGAAAACCACACAUGGACUCAGGAACAAUGACAUGGGAUAAACCUGUCUUCACUUGUUAUAUUGUGUAUUGUUUUAUUUUGUGUGAGGGUGUGUUUGAGCCUCUGGAUGCAUGCAUGCAAUGAGUGGAAGUAAAUGUGAAAGACAGGGCACAAUGAUGGCACAAACCACGUUCCUGCUCCUCAACUUAUUUAUUUAUGAAUCAAAAGGGAAAAAAAAUCAGGUAUUUUGAAACUGUGUUGAUAAGCAAUUGCCAAAAUUACAAUCAAAGAACAGAAUGUAGCACAUUUUUUGAGGGAAAGAAGGAAAGAGAUUCAGACAAAGCAUUAUUUACAUCACUUCUUGGUUAUCCAGCAACUCACAGUCAAUUUUGACACCACCAAAAGAAAUAAAAUACUACAGAUUUGAUGUGAUCACAAUAAAAUAUGUACAUAAUAUCCUCUGAAAAAUGGCUUUUAUCCUCUCAAACUUUAUUCUAAGUCACUACGUGUGUUGCAAUGUAGCCUUUUGCCAGAUUCAAAUGUUUCACAUAUUUCUUACAUACAAAGCUUUACUGUAAAUGUUUAAGCUGAGCUUCAUCCAACUUUUAAUUCAGACAUUGGUACCUCAUGUUAAGUACUGGACGACAAAAACAAGCAAAAAAGGAGCACAUUUUCUAACAUUGUUGAUAUUUUUUGUUAUUUAGCACUGAGAUAAAAAUGCAAGUAGACCUUUGUGCUUUUGGUGUUACCUAAAACCAGAAGGCCAGAGCUGUACUGAGUCAAUAAUGUCUUUUAUCGUUCUUUAGUUCCUCUUUUGUACAAUAUGUUUCUCUAUGUAGUUUAUUUUUCAAAACAGGUUAUGAGAUAUUAAGAAUGUAUAUGUGAGAGACUAUUUUGAUGAUACUUUUAUAUUUACAUGAUGUAGCAUAUUAAAGAUAUUGUUUUCUUUA
Molecule: messenger RNA, 3357 nt
Organism: Lates calcarifer (barramundi perch)
Lineage: Eukaryota; Metazoa; Chordata; Actinopteri; Centropomidae
Gene: prdm1b
Product: PR domain containing 1b, with ZNF domain
Exons: 5
Coding region: 143-2017 (624 amino acids)
Biological process (GO): regulation of transcription by RNA polymerase II; cell fate commitment
Cellular component (GO): nucleus; cytoplasm
Molecular function (GO): histone deacetylase binding; DNA-binding transcription factor activity; RNA polymerase II cis-regulatory region sequence-specific DNA binding
Source: RefSeq, a predicted model, not a curated record